Molecule: messenger RNA, 771 nt
Organism: Volvox carteri f. nagariensis
Lineage: Eukaryota; Viridiplantae; Chlorophyta; Chlorophyceae; Chlamydomonadales; Volvocaceae
Exons: 7
Coding region: 1-771 (256 amino acids)
Source: RefSeq, a predicted model, not a curated record
AUGGUGACAGCGCCCGUUCCGUCAAAACUCACUGCACGCUUAGGCUGCCCGCCUAAACGGACGCUAAUUACAGGAAACCAUUCCCAGGCCCGUAACCGUGCUAAGACAGCAGUCAAAACAAUAAUCCGUUCAAGCGAGGCAGACGAACCCAAAGGCAAGUGUGUGGCAGGUGGCGAUGGAGGCCUUAGCGGCAUAUUCAAUCAAUUCAUCUCCCUCAAGGGGAUCAAGUCGCCUGCGGCUGCGGUGCAGCAGCUGAACCCAUCCCCGUUGCUGCCUCCAACGGCGGCUCUGGAGCAGGCGAUGACGAUGCUGCAGUGCAACGACUGGCCGGAGCCCGACUCCGGGGUGCAGGCGGCAUUCAACUUCACGAUACCCGCCGCCGAGGGACCUGAGGCGGGUGCCGUGCGAAGUUGGAUGGCUGGAGAGGAGUGGCUGUCCUGGCCGCGCUUUCAUGCCAUGCUGCAUGUGUCGUACAACCCGCUAAUCAACUGUGACCAGUGGCGUGUAGUGUCGCCGCUGGUGUUCCCGAGCGAGCGGUACGACAACAAGGCCGUACAGGCAGUGGAAGUGCGGUCGCGGCCGCGCCAGCCAUGGCAACCGGAGGCGGAGCGGUCUAAUUGCAGCCGCACGGGUAGUGGCACCGAAACCAGGUCCACCAGUAGCGCACUUCGAUCGUACACAUACACGUUUUGUUGGGAGCGCGUGGAGAGCGGUGCUUUCAAGGACUGCUGGCUCAUAUCAGGCGUCCGUGUUGGGAACUACGCGCUUUGA